CAAGACUAGUCCCGUAAUCGAGAGUAUUGAAACCGUCUGGUACGGCAAUACUGUGUAAUAUUACGAUAUAGAUCCGUUUGGAUUUCGAUUCACUCCAACAUCCCAUCAUCAUCUUAAGACUCUCUCUCUCUCUCUCCUCUCGGGAUCGUCACAGCCCCCUCCAGCUUCUCUCGUGUCUCUCCCAGAACAACCUUGUUCUAUUUUUGUCCUGUCUUCUCAGCUUGUCUUCUCCUGGUCCACCCUACAUAUACACUCAUCUGUCCCGCACGCCCCUCCAGGAUGGCUCCCACCAGACCAACCCUCCGUCCUUUGAAGACACCCAAAAACAUGAACAUGUCCUUCCCAUCCGAGCUCCGUGAGCGUCCCUACUUGACAUGUCUUGACCGGCCCUGCGAGGACAUGAAGAAAGAAGACCUCGACACUGAAGUGUCUAUUACCCCUCCACCAGCCUAUACCGAGUUCCUCAACACCUUCAGUCCCAUCUUCUCCAGCCCUUCGCACUCCCGGGCCAACUUCUCCAAGUACAUGCACGACCGGCCUCGUGCCUCGCCUGUCUCGACUCCCUCGAGUGCCACAUCCACCACCUUCAGCGGCCACCUGCCGAGGAGCGCCUCUUCUCUCCAUCCUCCUCCUUCCGCAGCCUCCUACUCCCCUAGGAGCCCAGACCACGUCCGUCGCUUGCGUCUGCCUCCACCUUAUCUCUACACCCCCGUGUCGGACUCUCCGCGCAGUGCGCACCCCCUCCGCUCUCUCCACUCCCCGUCUGACUGGCGCGUGAGGCCGUACGACUCCCCGGUCAGCGAGAACGGCCACACCCUCAGUGUCCGCCAUGUGGUCACCACCACCAUCACGUUGAAGCGUGCACCGCAGCUGGACCCUCCUCCGCAGGGAAAGCGCAGAAGAAAUGUGGAUCGUCGGAAUGUAUAGUCUUGCAUCACUAGCUGGACUAGGUAGUCAUGGCCAUUUCUCAUGUCUAAUUGUUUUUGUCUUGCUCAGCAUUGGAAGGAUAAGCGUUUGGCUAUAGGUUUAUCUUUAUUUUCUUAUUUGUUUUCUGAGUUUUUGUCAAUCUUUCUUUUGUUUGUCACUGUCUCAUGUUUCGUCGUUGUUCAUUGCAUCGCUUGCGGCAUGUAUUUUUCUGAGCAGCAGGCUGGGGUGCGGAGUUGGUCUUUGCUAUGUAUAGUGGGAUUUGAUAAAGGCAUCUCAUUUAGAGCAACCAUUGAAUGACUUACGUAUCC
Aspergillus candidus is the source of this 1235-nucleotide messenger RNA. RefSeq lists its product as uncharacterized. Bases 280 to 927 code for a protein of 215 amino acids. Lineage: Eukaryota; Fungi; Ascomycota; Eurotiomycetes; Eurotiales; Aspergillaceae. The transcript has a single exon. The record is from RefSeq and is a predicted model, not a curated record.